Hibiscus syriacus is the source of this 594-nucleotide messenger RNA. RefSeq lists its product as uncharacterized. Lineage: Eukaryota; Viridiplantae; Streptophyta; Magnoliopsida; Malvales; Malvaceae. The transcript is spliced from 4 exons. The record is from RefSeq and is a predicted model, not a curated record. The coding region runs from base 1 to 594 and encodes 197 amino acids.
AUGAAUCAGAAACAACAUGUUGAAGUUUUCAUUAUGAAACAAUCUAAUCAAGCCAAACAAGAAUAUAAAACUCAUCUUACAGCAACAAUUGAUUGUGUUCAAUUCCUUUUACGUAAAGGAUUGGCUCUUCGUAGACAUGAUGAGUUUGAUGAUUCUCGUAAUCAAGGUAACUUUAUAGAACUCUUGCAGUUUCUUGAAUAUCAUAAUGAAAUUGUUAAUAAAGUUCUUCAAAAUACUCGUGACAAUCUUAAUCUAGUAGCAUCGAAUAUACAAAAAUAUAUUGUUAGUGUUGCUGCUAGUGAGACUACUUGUGCAAUUAUUGAUGAGCUUAUGCUCUCAGAAGUGUGUUUGCAACUCAUGGAUUAUGUUUUUCCAAGAAUAGGAGGACGAGGUUAUGACGGGACAACAUUUCUUGUUGUUGCUGAAAAACAAGUUGAAGUUGCCUUUCUUUUUAAUAUGGUUGCUAGUGUGGUCAACGUGGUUAGUGCUUCUUGUAAGAGAAAAGAAAUUCUUCAAUCUAGUCAAGUGAUUAAGAAAUGGUUGAGGAAGAUGGAACACACUCAGAGCAAAGAGUCAAAGCUUGUAUGUUAUUGA